Messenger RNA from Thermothielavioides terrestris NRRL 8126, 1169 nucleotides. RefSeq lists its product as uncharacterized. The coding region runs from base 597 to 1031 and encodes 144 amino acids. The transcript has 2 exons. The record is from RefSeq and is a predicted model, not a curated record. NCBI's taxonomy places the organism in Eukaryota, Fungi, Ascomycota, Sordariomycetes, Sordariales, Chaetomiaceae.
GUGUAAGGUAUGUAUUCCAUAGCUGCCUCUUGGGAAAUCUUUCGCUUAAAGAUGAAUCCUGUUUUCCUCGUCCGUCAUUGCGACUUGCAUAUCUCGCUCCCAGCAAAACAAGACUCGGACCUUUGAACCCGUGCCGCCUUGUAUCCGCUGGUUAUUGCUACCCCGGUUGUUAUCGUUUGCUAAUUCAGGUUAUUGAAGUCGGCAGGCGCUGGGUCUCAUCCCACGCCGAGCCGCCCAGCUGUCGCGCGAUUCCUUCUGCUUUACUCACGAAAGGCGAGUGUAACCUUGACCAGCAAAGCUCUCCUGUCCGACACCGGUCACCACCUCGGCAUAACUACUGUCCGCGUCUCGGACAGCGUCUCGCGCCGAAAGCUGAAGCGACUGUACCACGUGACAUCCGGCAUGCCCGUACUGUGUAGAUCCGACUGGCAUCGGCCCCGGAGAUAAGUUCGGACGUGCGAAGGGAGGAUCGAAGAGUCGUACAUAUUUUGGUUGGAGGGAAUUAACAUUCUUGACCGCGCUCAACGAUCCAGUCGAAUUCCAUAGGUUCCCGAGCCAUUGGACAUCAUCCCUAGGUUAAUUGACUGUCUUUCAAGAUGCUCGGCAAGCUGCUCCUCACAAUCGACGCGGUCGGCCUCCUCUUUGGGGCACCCAUGGCCGAAUACAACCACACCCACAUGUUCAACCCGCGCUGGACGCCCCAUGCAAAAUUCCACGGCGCGUGGACGAUGAGCCUCUCGGUCAUCCUCGGCCUGGGCACGCUGUACUACACCUGGCGCCCGACCCUUCUCCCGCCGUCGACGCCGCCAUCCCUCGCCCCGGUGCUAGCUAGACAGCUCCAGAAGGACUCGAUGUGCUCGGCUCUCUUUACCGGCACCAUCUACUGGCUUGCCGGCCUCGCGUCGAUUCUGUACCCCGGCACCGACGGGGUCGACCCGGAGUUUGGCCCGUCCGGCUUUCCUCAGCGGUUCAUCUUCGCCGGCUUCGCUACCGCGGCUGCUCUGGGCUCGCUCAUUGAGGGCUGGCUUUGAUGGCUUGUCGUUCGGACUCACAUCAGGAGGGGUGCACGCAUGAGUAAGACGACGCAACAGAGGUUGAGCGUCUCAUCCGCAUGUUUCCAAUCUCCAAUAGCCACAGCGAUUUUGGUUGGGGCUCUGCUUGUCCCCUUC